Molecule: messenger RNA, 4308 nt
Organism: Arctia plantaginis
Lineage: Eukaryota; Metazoa; Arthropoda; Insecta; Lepidoptera; Erebidae
Source: the annotation of a GenBank genome assembly
AUGGAUUCGCCACCUGCACAGGAGGUAACGGAAUUGCUGAAACAAUGGGAGGAACAACACGCAACACCGAAUUACGACCCUAUUCCUACAUUGACACGGAUAGCAGAAAUUAUAGAAGCAGAGACAGAGAAUUUUAUGAAGAAAGAUCCGGACCCGUUCGACGAGCGCCAUCCCUCCCGGACGGACCCAGAGUGCGCCCUUGGGCACGCUCUCAAGGUCAUGUUCAAGAAAGAUAACUUUAUGACUAAGCUAGUAAACGACUAUGUACGCGACACGUACUACUCUCGCCAAAAUAUAACCGGACGUGACGUCAACAAGCUCAACGUGGCCGCAUGUCGACUCACGCUUGAUCUCAUGCCCGGCUUGGAGAUGAGCGUCGUGUUCCAGGACAACGAAGCUCUGAUCCAUCGGUUAGUGAACUGGGCUACUAACUCCACUGAGCCGUUGCAGUGCUACGCAACUGGGCUGCUCGCUGCGGCGAUGGAGGUCCAAGAAAUAGCUACUAAUUUUAGAGAAUUAAAUGCAAUGCUAGUUCCAAUGAUGUUAAGGAGGCUACACAUAUUAAGAAAUAAAUCCGUAGAACAGAAUAACCAAAAUACAACGCCGCCCAACCAGACUAGAUACUUCGCUCGGUUCGAUAAGAAGAGAAACAAUGAUAUUAAGUGCAAUGGACCUACAGCAGAUAAGAAAGAUGAAGGCGGUGGGGGAGACAUGUUGGCCGAAGAAACCCCUCCACGCGCCAGUAAAGAUCCUGAAACUCCAGUAAAGAAUUAUAACCGAGUGGCGGGUAAUGCGAUAUCCCCACCGGAGCCGUGGGUUAUGAUGUCACCACCGCCGCGCCAUCACCACCACGAGACUUCCUCCAACUCUUCGUGGGCAGAGAUGGAAACGCACAUUAUUGGCAACAUACAGAUUCAUCCCCCGACGGAUGCAACAAAGCAGAUGCUCAUACUAAGAUAUUUAACCCCUAUGGGAGAAUACCAAGAGUUCCUGUCGCACGUGUUCGAGCAGAACGCGCUAGGCCUGAUCCUGGGCUAUCUGAACGUGCGCGAGUCCCGUGACUCGCGACUCGCCUUUGAGGCACUCAAGUACCUCGCCGCGCUCCUUUGCCACAAGAAGUUCAGCAUCGACUUCAUACAGAUGGGUGGCUUACAGAAAUUUCUAGAAGUCCCUCGACCUUCGGUGGCCGCGACUGGCGUGUCCAUCUGCUUGUACUACCUGGCGUAUUGCGAAGACGCUAUGGAGAGGGUCUGUCUGCUACCCAGAAGAAUGCUGGCUGAUCUGGUCAAGUACGCUCUAUGGCUUCUGGAAUGUUCGCACGACUCUGGCAGGUGUCAUGCGACCAUGUUCUUUGGACUCUCUUUCCAAUUCAGACUUAUUCUUGAAGAGUUCGACCAUCAGGACGGUCUUCGCAAGCUGUACAACGUGAUUUCAACUCUACCUAUUCUAAGUGCUGAUGAAGACGAGUCGAAAGUCUCUGAAGAUGAGACGUGCGCUGCACGACAGAUUGUCCGACACGUCUGUGUGGCGUUAAGGAGGUAUCUAGAAGCCCAUUUGAGGCUACGAGCCGCUCAAGUGGCCCGACAGCACGGCGACACCGUUCCCGAACCGCCGCCGUACAAGGCCUCAAAAUCAUCUCCAGAAGAGAUCCAAGAGCAAAUCGAGCUUCUCCAGAGCGUGGCGUGGUGUAGAUGGGCGCCCGUUGACGAGCUCGUAGAGUUGGGUGGAGUCUCUUUACUCCUCCAGGUCGUUGGUUAUGCCUACGAAUGGAAUUUUAACGGCAGAUCUGAAACAGUCCGUUCUGCCCUUGACGUGGUCUCCGUGUGUUGUGUCGCUCCUCGAGUCCAGCUGCUUUUAACCGAGAAGAUCGACAUGAGAGACGCAGACCUCACUACAGGAGUUAAUAUAGUUCUUGGGGCUGCGGACGGAGAGAUAGUCCCGGAGCCUGAGGUCCAGAAGGCUGCUCUGAAUGUGCUUGUCAAUUGUGUGUGUGCACCUGUUCACAGGGCGGGUUCAUCAACCACCAGGUUCUCCCUGACCGGUUCAACGAAGAAGAAAACUGCUUUGAAGUCUUAUGAGGACGUUAUACAGAAAGUGUGGGAGAGCGUUAGAACUAACAACGGUAUUAUGGUGCUGCUGUCGUUGAUGAUGGUGAAGUCCCCGAUCACGGACGCGGACCGGCUGCGCGGGCUGGCGUGCCGCGCGCUGGCUGGCCUGGCGCGCUGCCCCACCGUGCGACAGAUCAUCUCCAAGCUGCCGCUCUUCACCACCUCGCAGAUACAAGUGUUGAUGCGCGAUCCAAUCCUACAAGAGAAGAGACAGGAACACGUGAUGUUCCAGAAGUACGCCCUGGAACUGCUGGAACGUGUGUCGGGAAAGAGUAAACAUAUGGGAGCUGAGUUUGAAACAUCCCUUGCGAAUAUACACAGAGCGAACGUGGUGGCCCAGACGCGCAUCAACUACAACGAGCGGCAGCUGCUGCAGCUGGUGGCGGCGCACCUGGCGGCGCGCGGCCUGCAGCACAGCGCCAGCGCCCUGCGGCACGAGGCGCGCCUCCCCCCGCCCGCCGCCCCCGCGCCGCCCGCGCCCCCGCCGCCCGUCUACACGCCCUCCACGCCCACCAGGCCUCGAUUAUCGGUUUCUAGAGCCAGCGCCAGUGGUACCUUACUUCGUGAUAGUAUCGAUUUAAAUAGCUCACACAAUAUGCAGACGGAUGAGGCUAGCCCACUUCCACCGGUCAUCAAACUUAGAAAAGUCCAAAACCCACCUCUGACGCCGGUGUCGACGCCCAGCUCCGAGCACAAGCGCUCGCUGCAGAAGCAGCUAAGCGUGGCGGCUGGCGAGCCGGCCCCUCCCUCACACCACGUCACCCUGCACACCAUCAUCACUGAGUACCUGUACAACCAGCACGCGCUCUGCAAGAACCCUGUCGUUACAUGUCCGCAGUUCAAUUUGUUCGAGCCGCACAAGUGCCCCGAGCCGCGCGGCGGCGGGGGCGUGCUGAGCGCGCGCGCCGACGCCAACGUGUGCGCGCGCGUGGUGCGGCGCGAGCUGGGCGCGCCCGCCGCCGCGCGCCACCACGCGCGCCUCGCGCACGCGCACUUCGCGCCCGCGCGCACGCUCCGCCUGCAGGACGACGACGCAUACUUCACGCACACCAUCUUCCACCCGACGCAGCAGCAACUCCUGGCAGCGACAUCUACCGGCGAUAUAAAAAUAUUCAACCUGUUUAGCGGCACUGAAGAGAACUCGUAUCAAGUGCACGAAUCAUAUAUUUAUCAUAUGCAGGCGAGCAGAGACGGAAUGCUUCUACUGGCGUCCGCGACGACACCGUGGCGGCCUCUGUCGGCCUUGUGGAAUAUGAAGGAGUUUGAACUAUCAUUUCAACUAGACAACGAAGAAUACGUGGAAUUCUCCAAAAUGACAGACGAGAGAAUCAUCGGCACCAAAGGCGAAACGGCGACGAUAUUCGACACACGCACUGGAAGAGAACUCAUGACCCUCACCCCCUCCAUCAGCAACCAAUACGCGAAGAACAGAGCUGUUUUCAACCCCACAGACGAAUUGGUGCUGUCAGACGGUGUACUAUGGGACGUGAACACAGGCAAAGAAAUUCACAAGUUCGAUAAACUUAAUCAAACACACAGCGGAGUUUUUCAUCCAAACGGUUUAGAAGUAAUAUCAAACACAGAAGUGUGGGAUUUAAGAACUUUCCAUUUAUUGAGAACAGUUCCAACGUUAGAUGAAUCAGAGGUUAUAUUUAGCCCGACGUGUUCAGCGAUAUAUGCGGUGUGCUCCGACCAGGACUCCGAGGAGAGGAGUCAGUUCGACACCAGCUUUAAGACAUUAGACCCUUACGAUUAUUCUAGUAUAGCCACGAUAGACGUUAAGAGAAAUAUAUACGCUCUGAGUGUGUCGAGGUACGGCACGCAGAUAUCUCUGGUGGAGAACAUGGGAGACUACGAGCAGAUGCAGGAGUCUUGCGUCAAGGUGUACGACGUUGGACGCAAGAGAGACCACGACGAUGAUGCGGAGGAGGAUGAAGAAGACGACAUAGCAGGAGGCACAGAAAACGAUGGGUCGGACUCGGGGUCGGACAAUGACGAUGAUGAUUUGGCAUCGUCUAUAUUGCGUAACGCAGUGAUGGCCCUGGCGGACGGCGACUCGGCCGACUCGUCCAACGACGACAACCAACAGCGCCCGCGACGCAACGCGCGACGGAGGCGGGGUGCAGACGCGCACAGCAGCGACAGCGACGGAGACGGCGACAUGGAGCUGGGGGACAUCAUCGAAUUCGAGCUUGACUAG